AAUUCAAGUAUGCAGCCACUUUUCCAUUCGACUGUCAAUUGAAUACGACUUUUGACAACUGUCUAAAUUGAGUUCACUUGCAGUGUGUGUUGAACAUCCGAAUGAGAGCCUUUGUGCACUUUUGGAAAAUAUUUCAAUUCAACUGUUACAAGUGAGCGGAAAUAUUUUUGAGCCCACCAAUCAUGACAUUAAUCAGAUUUUUGCGCCCAAGCGGCUUGAAGUCAUCGUUCGGCGUGUUAAACACCCUGGUCCGAGGAUAUUCAUCGAGUUUUAGCGAAUUCAAGCGGUUGGAGAAAAUCCGGAAUAUCGGUAUUUCGGCGCACAUUGACAGCGGUAAAACAACUUUGACCGAACGAAUCUUGUUCUAUACCGGUCGAAUUGCACAAAUGCACGAAGUUCGCGGCAAAGAUAAUGUGGGUGCCACGAUGGAUUCAAUGGAAUUGGAACGUCAACGUGGUAUUACAAUUCAAUCGGCGGCUACUUACACGGAUUGGAAGGACAUUAACAUUAAUAUCAUUGAUACACCGGGUCACGUUGAUUUCACCGUUGAAGUUGAACGAGCGUUGCGUGUACUCGAUGGUGCCAUUUUAGUAUUGUGUGCCGUUGGUGGCGUUCAAUCGCAAACAUUGACAGUGAAUCGUCAAAUGAAACGAUACGACGUUCCGUGUAUUGCUUUCAUCAACAAGUUGGAUCGUUUGAGUGCUGAUCCAUACCGUGUAUUGCACCAAUUGAGAUCGAAACUGAACCACAACGCCGCCUUCAUUCAGCUGCCAAUCGGUUUGGAGAACGAUUGCAAGGGAAUCAUUGAUUUGAUCGAACAGAAAGCAUUGUAUUUCGAAGGUGAAUGCGGAUUGGAUAUCCGAGCCGAUGAAAUUCCGGCCGACAUGAAGGAAGAGUGCACACAAAAACGCAGCGAACUCAUCGAACAUUUGACCAAUGUGGAUGAGAUUCUGGGUGAUAUGUUUUUGGAGGAAAAAGAAAUCACUGUGAAUGAUGUCAAAGCCGCCAUUCGAAGAACAUGCUUGAAACGAACAUUCACUCCGGUCAUGGUUGGUACAGCACUCAAGAACAAAGGUGUUCAGCCGCUGCUUGAUGCUGUCGUUGAAUACUUACCACAUCCAGGAGAAGUUACCAACGUUGCACUCGUUGAAAAAGAAGGCAGUGAAACGGAAAAGAUUGUAUUGGAUUCAGCUAGAGAUGGAUCAAAACCAUUCGUUGGAUUGGCAUUCAAAUUGGAAGCCGGCCGGUAUGGACAAUUGACAUACAUGCGCUGCUAUCAAGGCACUUUGAAGAAAAAGGACAGCAUUUAUAAUACACGCAGCAAUCGGAAAGUUAGAGUAUCACGAUUGGUGAGAUUGCACUCCAACCAAAUGGAAGAUGUUGAAGAAGUUCAUGCCGGUGAUAUUUUCGCCCUGUUCGGUGUAGAUUGCGCCAGUGGUGACACAUUCGUCGUGGACCAAAAGUUGAUGAAUCUAUCGUUGGAAUCGAUGUAUGUGCCCGAACCCGUUGUUUCCAUGUCAAUCACACCUAAAGAACAAAAAGAUCGUGAACGUUUUGCAAAAGCUAUUGACCGUUUUACUCGGGAAGACCCUACAUUCCAAUAUUUCUUCGAUACAGAUAGUAAGGAGUCAAUAGUUUCAGGUAUGGGUGAAUUGCAUCUGGAAAUUUAUGCACAGCGAAUGGAACGUGAAUACAAUUGCGCAGUGACAUUGGGAAAACCAAAAGUCGCCUUUCGAGAAACACUCAUGGAACCCUGUGAAUUCAAUUACUUGCAUAAGAAACAAAGUGGUGGUCAAGGACAGUUUGCUCGUGUUAUUGGAACAAUCGAAACAUUGCCACCAAAUGAAAACACUCAAAUCAAAUUUAGCGACAAAACCGUGGGUACAAAUGUACCAAAACAAUUCGUGCCCGGUGUGAAACGAGGUUUUUUGGAAAUGUGCGAAAAAGGUUUGCUCACCGGAAAUAAAAUUGCUGGCAUAGAGUUUCAACUGAUUGAUGGUGCGCAUCACAUGGUUGACUCCAGUGAAUAUGCUUUCUUCCUUGCCGCCCAGGGCGCUGUGCGUGAUGUUUUCGAAUUUGGCAAGUGGCGCGUUUUAGAACCAAUUAUGUCGGUCGAAAUCGUUGCACCAAUGGAGUUCCAAGGCCAAGUCCUUAGUGCCAUUUCAAAGCGUAACGGAAUCAUGACAGGCCGGGAACAAACAGAAGGAUGGUUCACCAUCUGCGCUGAAGUUCCGUUGAACAGAAUGUUUGGCUAUGCAACGGAAUUGCGUUCACAAACCCAAGGCAAAGGUGAAUUCAGUAUGGAAUACGCACGAUAUGCUCCAUGCACACCAGACGUUCAAGAGCAAUUAAUUUUGGACUACCAAAGAUCGCUGGGAAUCGAUGUGGACAAAAAGAAAAAGAAGAAUAAAUAAUUUUCUGUUUUUUUAAAUAGAAUCGUCAUAUAAUUUGUACAAACCGUUUGAAAAUAUUCUUUGUUUUAAUUGUUUAUAUCAAUCACGGAUGUAAAUUUACAUUAUAAUUUAAAUAAAAGCCGACUAUAACUCAA
Molecule: messenger RNA, 2548 nt
Organism: Sitodiplosis mosellana (orange wheat blossom midge)
Lineage: Eukaryota; Metazoa; Arthropoda; Insecta; Diptera; Cecidomyiidae
Gene: mEFG1
Product: elongation factor G, mitochondrial
Exons: 5
Coding region: 183-2414 (743 amino acids)
Biological process (GO): mitochondrial translational elongation
Cellular component (GO): mitochondrion
Molecular function (GO): GTP binding; translation elongation factor activity; GTPase activity
Source: RefSeq, a predicted model, not a curated record